AUGAGUUCUCAGGAAAUUAGUUUAAAGCUCCUGAAUCGUACCAAAUAUGCUCAAAAUCGCACAAAGUAUUAUACUGUUAGGAACUCUGUUCUUUCUCAGACUGAAAGGCCUCUUUUCAUUACUGGGAGUUUCAAUGACUGUAUUGGUAAUCUAAAAUUACUCUCACUUCGGAAAUCCUACCUCCACCGCCACUCUUCUAAGCGUGGUCCAUUCCAGAAACUGAGUCUUCCUCAUGAAUAUUUUAAGAUUCUCGGCGAACCUGCCUAUUACUCUCAUUCUGAGCUCUUAUAUGCUUGUUCAUAUGCUUCUGAUAAUUUCAUGUGUGAUUCAUACUUCUGGAAACAAAUCUGUGAGAAGAUUCGUGAAGUUAGGGAUGUUAUUGAUAUUAAGGAUUUAUUAUCUUGUUUGUGUAGUAUUGUGAAGGUGAAUUAUUAUGAUAGGGAUUUACUUCGUUUGUUGUCUAGGGAGUUUGUUGAUGAUAUUGAUAAACUUUCAUUUGACGACAUUCAUCAACUUUUAUAUUGUUAUUAUAAACAAAAUGUUUACUCUUGUGACUUGGUUGACAAGGUUGGACUUAAAGUCACUAAACUCAUAAACGCCACUCCAUUAACUCAAAAUUCUGAGAACCAAAACUCCACUUUAUUUGAUAAAAUUAAAGACUUAAUACCCACUAACAAAUCUUCUGAUUCUGAACCCAUAUGUGAAUUGGACUUGAAGACUUUAUCCAGAAUUUCCAAUUAUUUGAGCUACUUCAAGUAUUCUAAUUCUGAUUUCCAUAAUUGCAUUUCUAAUCUUUUCAUUACUUACUGUAAUAGUAUGGAUUUUAUUUCAAGGCUCAAUUUUUUCAACUCAAUUGACCCUAAACUUUUAAUUAACAGCUCAACUAAUAAUAGUUCAACUACAACUAACAAUUUAACUAAUAAUAAAUUAAUUAAUACUUUUUUGAAAUCUAUUGUUAAUGAUUCAAUCUCUUUUAAUCAUGAGAAUUCUUAUGAACUUGGUACUUUUUUAUCAUCUGGGCUCUUUAAAAGCGCUGAAAGUUCUAAACUUCUUCAUGACUUUUGUUCAAUUUCUUCUACAAUCAAGUUGAUUUGUAAUUCUAUAUUACACUUGAGCCAUUUUGAUUUGUAUGGAACUGAUGUAUCUGAUACCCAGUCUCCCUCUCCAAAUCAAACUAAUCCUAUCACUGAGAUCACCACUCGUAUACCUUCGCUUCUAGAAAGGCUUUAUAAAUAUUGUUUCAACACUAUUGAUUUAAUUUAUCAAAUUUCUUCAAACUACACACCUGUUAAAUCUCCUUUUAUUAAAUCACUCGAGAACAUUUUCAUGGACUCUAUUCUCACUAGUAUCAGGACUCUGAACUCUUUUUAUCGACUUCAAGUUCUUGUUCCUUCUGCUUCUCAAAACACUUGUAAACUACUAAGCUUCACCACUGAUGAUAACAAUGUUCACUCUUUAUUUCUAAAGCUUUUUCAUCGAAUUAACAUCACCAGUUCUGACCUUGACUUUAUUUCAAAGGCUUCUCAGUGUUUAAUUAACUUUGAUUGUAAAGGUCAAUCUAUACCAAAUUUAACAUCAUCUUUUGAAAUCUUUUCUCUAAUUCAAUCAACCAAUCAAUCAACUAAUCAGUUGAUUAAAUCUAUUGAUAUUUUAUCUCUUGAGAUUAUUAGACAACUUGUUGAUUUUGAUCGUGAGAGUAUUUAUAGAAUUGCUCUUACACUAAACUUUACCAAUACCAAUUCUCUGUUAAAUCAUUAUAUUUCAUUUUUUCCUAAAAUAACUCGGCGUAAACAUCAUAAACAUCACAUUACUUUGAAUAAUUUAUAA
This is a messenger RNA of Theileria annulata, 1827 nucleotides long. RefSeq lists its product as uncharacterized. The record is from RefSeq and is a predicted model, not a curated record. NCBI's taxonomy places the organism in Eukaryota, Apicomplexa, Aconoidasida, Piroplasmida, Theileriidae. Bases 1 to 1827 code for a protein of 608 amino acids. The transcript has 2 exons.